Molecule: messenger RNA, 7443 nt
Organism: Oncorhynchus masou masou (cherry salmon)
Lineage: Eukaryota; Metazoa; Chordata; Actinopteri; Salmoniformes; Salmonidae
Product: INO80 complex subunit D-like
Exons: 10
Coding region: 280-3318 (1012 amino acids)
Cellular component (GO): nucleus
Source: RefSeq, a predicted model, not a curated record
GCCUGUAGUGGUGCUGUGAGGAGUCUGCUGUGGACUAAUCUAAAAUCCUCAGCAGCUCCCACCUGCUAAUGUUUGCUGUGGAUAAUCUACAUUUACAUGCAUCAGUAUUUUCAAUGAUAUUGCAUUCAGAUAGGAGCAUUAUUAGUUACCUAAAAUAUCGAAUAUCGAUGCACAAAUAGGCGAGCUGGUUGUAAUAGGCACUUCUACUCUAUCAGGAGCGAAUACCUUACAUAGCCUAUACAAAUUGAAGCUGAUGUUCUCAAGGACCAGAGUCACGUGAUGUAUGAGGGCAAACACAUCCACUUCUCGGAGGUGGACAAUAAGCCAUUGUGCUCAUACAGCCCAAAGCUCUGCAAGCAGCGCAGACUCAAUGGCUAUGCCUUCUGUAUCCGUCAUGUCCUGGAGGAUAAGACCGCUCCCUUCAAGCAAUGUGAAUAUGUGGCCAAGUACAACAGCCAACGAUGCACCAACCCCAUCCCCAAGUCUGAGGACCGCAGAUACUGUAACAGCCACCUCCAGGUCCUUGGCUUUAUCCCCAAGAAGGAGCGGAGGAAGAAACACGAUGCAUUGGAGGAGAUGUGCUCAAGACCUCACCUGGAGUCAGUGGCUCUUAACAUAACUGUGCCCUCGCUAGCUCUGAAGGCCUCCAAUGGCCUGGACGAGCUGCCACCCUCUCCACCCUGCAUCCGUCUGCUACCCCUCCCAGAUGGGGAACUCCUGGACCCUUUUGCCUUCUACGAGGAGGACACUGAUGGGGAAGAGGGCCCUCCUCGGAAGGGCUCCACCAUCAGGAAGAAACUACACAGUCGACUGGUGCUCAGCCAGAAACUCCAGCUCCCCCAUCACGACAAUGCCCUCCUCCAACCACCUCCGGAGCACUUUAGCCCCUCUCCUCUUACCUGUGUGCACCGCUCUUCACCCCUCCAUCCUCAUCUUCCCCGUCAGCAGCAGACAGGACUCCUCCAGCCCUCCACUAUACCUUCGUUUGUCCUCCCUGGACAGCUGCAGACAGGACUCCUCCAGCCCUCCACUAUACCUUCGUUUGUCCUCCCUGGACAGCUGCAGACAGGACUCCCCCAGCCCUCCACCAUGCCCUCAUUUGUCCUCCCAGGACAGCUGCAGGGUUUAUUAUGUAAGCUAGCUCCACCUCAGAUUCCCGCCUUUCUGCCUGUCGGACUGCCCCCCAACACAGCUCCCAGUCCGCUGCAGUCCUCCUGUCCCCCCCUCGGCAGGAAAGCUCUGUUCACUGCCACGCACUUGCCAUCCAGUAGCUGGGAAAGCACUCAGCGUCAUUUGGUGGCCAUGCGUCCGGCUGCCUUCUCACCUCCCCAUGCCUGCAUGGCAAGGUUACAGCAUCUGGUGCAGCUCUGCACCCAAAGACAUCAGGAGCACGGAGACCUCUUCCAUCAUCUAGGGUUGGACUGGUCUGAAGACAGUUCAGAGGAUGAUGAAGUGGAGGCAGAGAGAGUUCCACCCUAUCACAAUGCCUGGAGACUACAGGAAGGACACCUACAGGAUGUCUCAGAUGAAGAUGCUGGCAGCUCGCGGAGAACGCGGCUGGCUCGGCUGUGCUCAUACCUCCAGGAGAAAUACAAGCACCUGUGCAGGCAGGAGAGGGCUACUAUGCGCCAGAAGAAAUACCACUAUGCCUUCCGCAAAGCCCUGCUGCACGCCGCCAGUAAAGACCCUGACUGUGCUGGCCAGUUGAUUCAGAAGUUGCGCAAGGUCUCCCAGACCUCAAGUGCGCCAGGGCAGCAGGAGACGGGAAUCUGCACUGGUAGCACCAAGGGCCAGGCAUGUAGCAGCCGAGCUCUACCCUUCACCCGACACUGCUUCCAGCACAUUCUGUUGAAUCGCUCCCAGCAGCUCUUCUCCAGUUGCACAGCCAAAUUUGCAGAUGGACAACAGUGCUCCAUCCCUGUGUUUGACAUCACGCAUCAGACACCGCUCUGUGAGGAGCAUGCCAAAAAGAUGGACAAUUUCCUGCGUGGAGACGGUAACCGAAGAGUGCAGCACCAGCAGCAGCGAAAGCCGCGUAAGAAGACCAAACCGCCUGCACUCACCAAGAAACACAAGAAGAAGAGGAGGAGAGGGCCGUGGCGGCCCCAGAAGCCCAUCCCGCCGGCGCUGCCCCAGGGGAACCUGGGAAUGCCUUCCUCCUCCAGCCUGACCAUGCCCACCCAGGCCAACAUCAGGAGUCCCUCGACGCCUGAACUGAGCACCGAUGAACUUCCCGAUGACAUCACCAAUGACAUGUCAGACAUUCCAAACGACCUCGAACUGAACCAGGAGGAUUUCUCAGACGUGUUACCCAGGAUCCCCGAUGACCUUCAGGACUUUGACUUGUUUGAAGGUAAGAAUGGGGAGCUGCUUCCCACCACAGAGGAGGCAGAGGAGCUGGUGAGAGCACUACAGGCUGGGCUGAUGGGCUCCUACCCAGACUCCCUGGUGUGCCUGACCUCCAUGGCGGAGAUGGCGCAGGCAGAUGGCGUGGACCACCGGGCCAUGGCAGCAGUGUUCCCUGGGCCAGGGGUCCAGCCGGGGGGGAUGGGGGACCUGCUCAACGGCCGCAUCCCCGUAGAGAACUUCUCCAAUCUGGAGCUGGAGGACAACCUGCUGCACUCUGCUGGUGGCCACUUCUCCCCCUCGGUGUCUCCUCAGCAGCCCCCUGCCCAAGGCCAGACUCCUCCCUCGGGACCCAGCCUCACCUCCUCCACCCGCACAGUCCCCCGGACACACCCGCCCCACAUCUUGGCCAAGCUGGAGGCGCUCACAUCGUCUCCGCAGGGCAGCCAUUACUGCAGCGAGCAUGUACCAUCCCCCUACAAUGACCACAUGUCCUCUACCCACGCCACCUCCUUUCAGACUGACUCUCCUCUCCUGCUGGAGGUACCAAGUACCCCACGCUCCUCCUGGAACAACCUCCCCCUGGCCCUCACUGACCCCACACAGUUUGGCAACCUCAUCAGACCAGAGGGCCACCUCGUAUCCACCUCUCUGUCCACUCCCCCCUCCUCCCACUCUGUGACCCUACAGCCCAUGGCUGCCCUCUCAGCGUUGCCCCAGAGCGGCUUGACUGGCUUGACUGCGCUCCCCGCCCCCUCGCCACCACACGACCUCUUGAUUUCCACCCUUCCCAAGCAGCAGCUCCCUCAGUUCAGUGCUGCCUUCGGCCACCAGCUGGCCUCCCACAGUGGCAUCCCCAAGGAUGUGCAGCCCAGUCACAGCUCCACAGCGCCCCCCACUGGCUUCUCCAUAGCUAGUGCCACCGCUGCAAGUGCCAACUGUGCAAAGCCCCCCUUUCCACACAGUAACUAGAGCAAGCCGUGCACAGUACAAUGGCUGUAGGUCAAACCGUGGACUCUAGAAACGUAUUCACCCAGUGUCCAUUCAUUUCCCUUUUGCUUCAAGUGUGCAAUGUGGUAACGGACCUAACGCUUCACUAUUCUAUUGGAAUUUGCACAACCUCAGAUAUUCCUUAACUGUGUAAUGAUUUGAUGGUAAUAUAGCCAGUUGGCCACCUGAAACAGUCUAGUGGUUUGAUGUAAACGCAGCUCCAGAGUUUCGCCAGCAGGGGGCAGAGUGUGUGUGUGUGUGUGUGUGUGUGUGUGUGUGUGUGUGUGUGUGUGUGUGUGUGUGUGUGUGUGUGUGUGUGUGUGUGGAGGGAGGUGGUUCAGUAGAAACAUCAAAUGUUAUUUGUCACAUGCUUGGUAAACAACAGGUGUAGACUAACAGCGAAAUGCUUACUUACGAGUCCUUUUCCAACAAUGCAGAGUUCAAGAUACAAUAGAAAUAGUGACACGAGGAAUACAUGGAUUUUGAUGUGGGGGAACAUUGGAGGACGGACCUUAGGAGAGAUUAGUUAUAUCAUAGUGAAAACAACAGUGCUAGAGAAUACGGAGACAAAGCAUCAAUCAGUGGUCAAUUAAAAAAAUAAAAUAAUAAUAAUAUUGCCAGUUUAGUCGUCGUCUGACAUCCAUCAACAGCACUCCCCUUGUGUAUUAUUUGGACAGUAAAGCUAAAACUUUUAAAUUGGCUCUAUACUCCAGCAUUUUGGAUUUGAGAUUCAAUUAGAAACAAAAGCACUUUAUGUAUCUAGACCCCGAUUUGAAUGUGUCAUAGGUAUUUGGACCAAUUCACUUGUGUAUUAAAGUAGUCAUGAUAUUUAUGCCUCUAACUUUCUCACUCAUUAUUCAUGGUUAAUUGUAAUCAUGGUGUUUUAUUUUACCUUUAUUAUUUAACUAGGCGAUUCAGUUAAGAACAAAUUCUUAUUUUCAAUGAUGGCUUAGGAACAGUGGGUUAACUUAUUUACCAUGUAAUAUUAAUGGGGCACGAAAUAAUCUGAAACGCACAUUUGAAAUGCAUCCAACAAGUUUGUAGAGUCACAAGGUUGAUGUCAUCGUUGCGUGCUCGGUUAUACCUUUUUGACUACUUUUUAAUACACAAGGGGACUUUUCCAGAUACUUACGAGGGGCACCAGAUGCAUGACGUGUUUUCAUUUCUAAACGGUAAAACGGAUGUGUAUGAAUGUAUCCUCAAAUUCAAGGUGACGUUCUGUUGCCUCGUAUUAAACGGUCGAUCUCAAAUCCAAAAUGCUGGAGUAUAGAGCCAAAUGUAACGUUUUCUCUUCACUGUCCAAAUAACAUACGUAACGUAGUGUAUCCUGCCUUGCUCUGGUCAUUGCAUGGGUUCAUCUGUUCCAUUCACCUUUUUGAAAGAGAUUCUGAAGGUAGGUCCUUGUAUGCGGGUGACCCAUUGUGACGCAACAGAGGAAAUAGCUCCGCCAUCUUACCAUGAUGUAGUCCUGUCCUCCAUCACCGAACAGAGAAUUUGGCCAAACCACUUUUAAACAGCGUUUUAUUUUUAAUAUGUUGUGUAUAUAUUUGCUCUAUUAUUGGGUCACUCAGAAACGUAAAAGAUCUAUUGACCUCACCAUUGUGGGACUCCUUAUGGGUGACCUAUUAGCCACUUGAAGGUAAAUUGUGUUACUUUAAGCAAUAAACACAUUGGCACACACUCUUGUCACAGUAUUGAAUUGGUCUCCACUCUAUGUAUCUUCACUAUGUAAUCCAAACCGAUGUGGACCAGAUAUGUUUGGGCCUGUGUAACUCUCUGUGACAUGAACCGUUUGUUCUAAAUCAAAUCUGAACUGUCUAGAGUAGAGAGAGACUGUAACUGACCAUUGAACAGGAUGCUUCUCUUAGGUCAUACUGAGUAGUUAUUACAAGGGGCCAAAUCCAGGGGCUCGGGUGUCCACAACUCUCCAUGGUGCUCUUGCUAUAUAAUGGCAUUUUAAAAGGACAUUCAAGGAUAUGGUCCCAUCUAGAUAGAAACUACUUAAGGAACCUGGGGGGGUGGGGGGUAUACACUGAGUAUACCAAACAGUAGGACACCUUCUCUCUCUUUUAACUCUCAGAAUGGCCUCAGUUUGUCGGGGCAUGGACUCGACAAGUUGUCAAGCGUUCCACAGGGAUGCUGGUCCAUGGUGACUCGACAAGGUGUCAAGCGUUCCACAGGGAUGCUGGACCUGGUUUGAUGUCCUUUCGAUGGUGGACUAUUCUUGAUACAUGAGAAGCUGAGCAUGAACCCAGCAGUGCUUCAGUUGACUCAAACCGGUGCACCUGGUACCUACUACCAUCACCCCGUUCAAAUACACUUACACGUCUUUUGUCUUGCCCAUUCACCCUCGGGUUGUGUACGCGUGCCAUUCAAUGUCUCAAUUGUUUUGAGGCUUAAAAAUCCCGUAACCGGUCUCCACCCCUUCAUCUAUACACUGAUUUGAAGUUGAUUUAACAAGUGACAUCAUUAAGGGAUCAUAGCUUUCACAUGGUCAGUCUGUCAUGGAAAGAGCAGGUGUUCCUAAUGUUUUGUCCACUCUGUACCUCCCCCAGUAAAGGACCAGAAAGUCAUCUUUCACUAGUCUAGCAGUGUAUAUGGAUACGUAGGAUGGGUAUAUGGACAUGUGAAAUGAUGCCCCCUUGUUUUAGCAUCUUAUCUGUUUGUGUGGUAGUGUGACACCAUUGGUGUAAACUGGUGCAAUGAGCAUUUCUGAGGUAUAGAUAGCACUGUCUGUUGUACUAAAUAAAUACAUUCUCAGGUGCAUUAAGGUUAAUGAAGCAUGGGACUAAAUGUUAACUGUUAAGGAAUGAGGAUGGAAUUAACCAGGCAACUCUGCCCUGUCUGGUUUUAAACUCUACAGUAGUAAAUCAUGGAUUUUAUUUUUAUUUUUAUUUUUUAGAAACGGAAAGACUACUCAUUGUUAAGUAUUAGCUAUAUUUAUAGGGUAGAGGUCUCUACAGUUUAGGUUUUAUUGUGAGUUAAUGAGUGGCAAUGGUUUGAAAAAUGAAGUCAGUCUUUUGUGAUGCGCUGGAUGGAAUCUUUUUGUGGAACACCUCUUGUUUUUAAAUGGCUAUCAAAACUCUUGUAGUUUCUCUUCAAAGUGAAAUGAUCGAUUGUUUGUGUACAUUGUCAUUUAGCUAACCAAACUGGCAAAAUGUCUAAUGUAAGACAGUAUUUUUGAUAGCUAUUAAACUCUGGCAAGUAGUUGCUGCUGAAAGACUGGGGUUGCAUGGUGAGACCCCUCACAACUGAGUGCAAGGCCACAACAUUUCUCCCUUAUUGUGAUUAGCAGAUCUCUUAGUAGCAGUAAAUCCAGCCAUAGCAUUGUUUUUUCUCGUGUGUGUGUGUAUAUAUAGAUAUAUAUUACUGCACAUAACAGCACCCGUAUUCAUUUUGGAUUUGGAACACACCGUUAACCUGCUCUAAACAGCACUGUGGGAGGCCAGAUACUCCCAGUAAGCAUCGUGCCUUUUGUCAUGAUACGAAAAACUAACAGCUGCCAUUAACUGCACACACACUGCUUAGAACCAAGCAGGCCCCACUUCCAACUGUGAGAAGGCCUAGUUAUUUCAAAGAGACAGACAUUACCAGAGCAGAUGCUUCAAGUUUCAGUUUCUUUUUUUGCUUGACCACAGCAUUGUUCCUAGAUGUACAGCCCCUAGGAAAUAGGUGGGCUGGAAUGUUUUCUUGAAUUUUCGCAAAGCAAGGCGACACUGCUGUAUUCACAAAGCAUGAGAUUAGAUUCAUUGCAGUUUGUCUCCUCACCAACCAUAUAGAACAAACCAAGCAGGGCUCAGUAGCUACUUGUAACCGCUUGAAAUCUGAGAGAUGGCUGACAAAUUCCUCUACUCAUUGAAUGUACUGUAUUACUGUUUUUAAAGAUGAUAGGAUGAGCUAAUAAUAAUCUAGUCACCUUUUGUUAUCGGUCCUUGUAUAAUUUGUCUAAGGUAUUUUUUUUGUAUACAAAGGUUUACAUUUUUAUGUAUAUUUUUCUUGUGUACAAAUGGUGUAAUAUGUGUAUAAACACUGUAUGGAAUGUGUAUAUAGUGUGAUAAAAUGUGAUCUUUUGUUUUUGGAUGUAUAAAUAAAAGUUGCUGUGAGGUA